GUGGUGUUGUGGGUGGUGGUGCUGCAGUGUGCGGCGUGGCAGUGGCGCGGCGCCAGCGGUCACGGCCGGCUCAUCGAGCCCCCCUCGCGCGCCUCCGCCUGGCGUUACGGCUUCGACACGCCGCACAACUACAACGACCACGAGCUCUACUGCGGCGGCUUCACGCGACAGUGGAACAGGAACGGCGGCAAGUGCGGCGUGUGCGGCGACGCAUGGGACACGCCGGCGCCACGUCCGCACGAGCUCGGCGGCCGCUUCGGGCGCGGUGUCAUCGUGCGCCGGUACGCGCAGCGCGACACCAUUCUCAUCAAAGUUGAGCUCACCGCAAGUCACAUGGGUUACUUCGAGUUCAGGGUCUGCGAGGAGCCGAAGGCGACCACUCAGGAGUGCUUGGACAGACACGUUUUAAAACUCGGUGAUCGGAACUCCACCAAA
Molecule: messenger RNA, 435 nt
Organism: Papilio xuthus (Asian swallowtail)
Lineage: Eukaryota; Metazoa; Arthropoda; Insecta; Lepidoptera; Papilionidae
Exons: 1
Source: RefSeq, a predicted model, not a curated record